UGUCAGGAGUGUUUACAGGAAACAUGGCUUCUCUGUCUGCUGGAGAGCUUCAAGAUAUGGAAGUAGACCGAAGGGGAGAGUCUGAGGAGUCUGGUGAUGAUGAGACCAGGAGGAAGAGCAUCAAUGGCGAUGUGGACCCCAAUCAGCCCACUGCCACAAGUAAAGAAGAGUCACCUGUUGACAUGGACACUAUAACCUUGGAUCCAGAGGAAGAGGAUGUUGAUCUUGUUCAUUGUCGUAUUGGGAAAAUAGAAGGUCUGGAAGUGCUACAGAAGGCUAAAACACUCUCCUUACGACAGAACCUCCUCAAAAAGAUAGAAAACCUUGACAGUUUGACCUCACUCCGGGAACUAGAUCUUUAUGACAAUCAAAUCCGCAAGCUGGAGAACUUAAACAACCUCAAAGAGUUAGAGCUGCUCGACGUUUCCUUUAACGUUUUGCGGAAGGCGGAAAACUUGGAGGAGUUGACUCGGCUGAAGAAACUGUUUUUGCUUCACAACAAAAUUGGCACCAUUUCCAACGUGGACCACCUAAAGGACCUCGAGAUGCUGGAGCUGGGCUCUAACCGAAUCAGGGUGAUUGAGAACCUGGAUGGUCUUUCAUCUUUGCAAAGUUUGUUUCUUGGCACCAAUAAAAUAACAAAGCUUCAAAAUCUGGACAAUUUACACAACCUGACUGUUUUAAGCAUUCAGAGUAACCGGAUUACUAAAAUCGAGGGAUUACAGAACCUUCUCAACCUGAAAGAGCUCUAUUUGAGCCACAAUGGCAUUGAGGUCAUAGAGGGCCUGGAAAACAAUAAAAAACUUAGCACACUGGACAUCGCUGCCAACCGAGUAAAGAAAAUUGAAAACAUCAGCCAUCUGACAGAGCUGCAGGAGUUCUGGAUGAACGAUAAUCAAAUAGACAACUGGUCGGAUCUUGACGAGCUGAAGAACGCAAAGUCUCUGGAGACGGUCUACCUGGAAAGAAACCCGCUACAGAAAGACCCCCAGUAUCGGAGAAAGAUCAUGUUGGCGUUGCCCAGUGUACGCCAGAUUGACGCUACGUUUAUUCGCUUUUAAACUGCGUACAAUCUGACUGCCAGCCUCUCAGUGUUUCACCUCCCCUCACCUCCCCGCCUACACAAACACAUCGGCCUCGACAUAUCAAGUCACUCUAUACACAAAAUACAUUCCAGCACAGAACUCACCUGUUUUUCACUCAUCAUACAUGUAAGCAUGUAUGCUCUCAUUGGAACCUUGAUUCAUGCUGUUGUGUGGAAGCUUUUAUUUAUUAAGGUGAAACUGUGAAAACCUACCCUACGCUCAUUUUUUUCCUGCACUUUGUUUUUGUUUUUGAUUCUUUUCUUUUCUUUUCUUUUUUUU
Molecule: messenger RNA, 1364 nt
Organism: Austrofundulus limnaeus
Lineage: Eukaryota; Metazoa; Chordata; Actinopteri; Cyprinodontiformes; Rivulidae
Gene: ppp1r7
Product: protein phosphatase 1, regulatory (inhibitor) subunit 7
Molecular function (GO): protein binding
Source: RefSeq, a predicted model, not a curated record